Paramecium sonneborni is the source of this 1530-nucleotide messenger RNA. The record is from the annotation of a GenBank genome assembly. NCBI's taxonomy places the organism in Eukaryota, Ciliophora, Oligohymenophorea, Peniculida, Parameciidae.
AUGGCAUUUAUUUAUCGAUCUCGUAAUCAAAGUUAAAUAUUGGAUCCCUCACCAGGACCAGGUUCUUAUGAGUUAGAUAGAAAAUGGGAAAGAAUGAGUACUUAAGUACCAUCACUGCCUUUAGUUGAUAUUCCUAGAAAACUCAGUCCUGGACCAGGUGCAUAUGAUUAUAAAGGAUCGUCUUAAAAUAGUUAAAUUGCUAGUGCAGUCUUUAAAAAUGAAGAAGAACGAUUCAAAGAUGAAAAAUAAGGUUUAGUUGGGUAUAUUUAUUAUUGUUAUAUUAUAGUCCAGGAUAUUACGAUAUCGCCAUGUUAUAAAAACACAAACAACCUCUUUCUCAUCGUCCAAAAAUCAUUGAACAAUUAAUGUAUGCAGGUACUUAUCAAACUGCUAAUUCAAUACCUUAUGAAAGUAUAAUUACUUAUAAAUUAAGAGAGAUAAUAAGCAAACGUUGGGCCUGGUUAUUAUGAUACAUAAUAAUCUCAACUUAAUAAACAUGCAAGUUUAGUAAGUGAUUGGUCAAGACGAUCAUCUAAACACGAAGAUAUAGAUACUUCGAUAGGUCCUGGACAUUAUGAUGUUGAUAGAUUUUAUAGAUACAGAGACAAAAAAGUUGGACAAUAAAUUAAGUUCUCUACUUCACAAGAACCUAAAUAUUAUGUUAAAAAAGGACUUGACAAUAAAAUCUAUUAUAGUUUCUAAAAGUCUUCCACUCCUGACUCUGAUUCCUCAUAAUAUGAAUUCUUAGAUGAUUCUACUCCUGGCCCAGGAUAUUAUUAAACUUAAUCAACUGCUAUCUCAACUGGAGCUAGACUAUUAACAAAAGCUCCUAGAUUUGCUAUUAAAAAUUAGCAUAUUCCUGGACCUGGUUAAUAUAAUCCAAAUCUCCUUUCCAUUAAUUAAUAAGUAGAAUUUCCAAAAGCUGAAAGAUUUAAAUAAAAUUCUAAUUCUGUCUCUCCUAGUCCCAUUACUUACUCACCGAAAACUUCCAUGAAAGAUAAAAUUAUCUAAAAAUUACUUUAAAGUCCCAAUUAAGAAAUAGGUAGCAAGUUACCAAGAUUUUCCAAAAAAAAACCAAAAAACACUCCAGGACCUGGGUAUUAUGAUAGCGAACCAAAAAAAAUAGAAAAAAAAGAUAUAUCAUCCAGUCCAUUUAAAAGUAAAGUGAAAAGAACAUCAAUUACUAUUAAUGAAGAUUUUCCUCCUCCAGGUUCUUAUGAUACAUCCCUUGGAUCUAUUUAAGAGAAAUUAAAAAGUUAAAUUGAAUACAAUUUUGAAUAAUUAAUUGAUAAACCUCCUUUUGGAAUAGGAGAAGAAAGAUGGAAAUAAGCAAUAAUAGAAGAAUCUGAAGAUGAAAAAAUUGAGAGAAUUUCUACUUAUAAAAAACCAAUCUCCAAAGAUCCUCCUGCUUUCGGAUAAGGAUAAUCAAGAUUUCAGCAUUCAAUUAAUGAAACUCCAGAUCCAUAAUCAUAUAAUGUACAACUAUAAUGGAUUAAAAAGAGCUUCAAUUUUUAAUAAAUUAAAAAAUGA